AUGAUCAAAAGGAGGUUACUUCUGUGGAAAUUUAACAGAGCUGACCAGUUUAAUUUGCCAGUUGAGAUUUGCUUGGUAAUCAAGCGAUUUAAAAAACAGUAUGCAUCACUUCACUGCCUGGACAAGAAGCUUUUUGUGUUUCCAAACACUCCAGUUGACCAGCUUUCCUUACCAGGCAGAGUUGCAGUGUGUAAAAAUCUAGCAGACUUUAAGAUUCAAACUGUUAAAUGUGGAUUUCAAAGACGGCCAGAGUUAAUAGUUAACAACGAUGCAUUGCAUUUUGAAAACUCUGGUGAGACCUUUGAUCAGGUGACCCUUUUAGACAAAUUCAGCCCUAGGUAUACCAAAAAUAAACGUAUCCAACAAGAGCUUGUUGAAAAAGCUGUAAACCUUUUUCAUGACAUUGAAAUAAACAGAAGUACAAACAGUUAUUCUGAUAAUUUCAGAAAAGAUAAGACAAACACAUUGGUUCUUGAUAUCGGUUGUGGAGACGGAACUAGUACCCAGCCCCUUUUAGACAUGGGAUAUCCUUGUGUUGGCAUAGAUUUGAAUUUACGUGGGCUUUCUGAAUUUCAAAUGUCAAAUUUCAAACGAAGGAGACCAUUUCAAAAAGAAAUUACUGUCAAUCAUACCGGUGAGAGUUUACAGCCUUGCAGUGUAGGUCUGAACUUUGUCACAAGCAGCACUAGCAAACAAGCAGAUAAUUGGGCGAAUGGUGAUUUCAGAGAUAUAUCCACUGUGAGUAGCAACGCAAAAUAUAUUUCUACUGGAUUCACAGAUAUAAUUCGAUGGGAUUUGAGACAUGGAUUACCAUUCCGAGCUGGUACUUUUGAUUUUGCCAUAAGCAUUUCAUUUCUGCAGUGGCUUUUUUACGGUAAUAGACAGAGGCAGCUGCGCUUGUUCUUUUCAUCGUUAAAGUCUCUGUUGACACCACAAGGGAAGGCAGUGAUACAGUUUUAUCCAAUGAAUCCUGGCCAAUUGGCAGAUGCUAUUCUUUAUGCUGCUGAAUACUUCCAGGGUGUUGUAGUUGGUGAUUAUCCUCAUGUUGACAGGGGAAGGAAGUUGUUUUUGGUGAUAUUCAAUGAUGUGGGAGACAAGGGUGUAGAAAAAGAAUUUGAUAGGAGUAGGCAAGCCGUUAGAAUGUAA
This is a messenger RNA of Candidula unifasciata, 1146 nucleotides long. The record is from the annotation of a GenBank genome assembly. Lineage: Eukaryota; Metazoa; Mollusca; Gastropoda; Stylommatophora; Geomitridae.